CGACAGCUAAAGAAGAUACAAGGCCUGAACUACAACCGGCAUAAUAUUCUUUCAAUAGUGGUUGGAUGUGCUAUAAGGCAUAUAAUGUGCCUACUGUCAUAUAAAGAGUUGUGUUGUCGUCCAUGAAUAUACUAUAAUCAUAACUUGCACUAGUCUACUAGUAAACAAGACACGCCUACUAAAACACAUGCGCAAAUCUGAUAGGUGAUGUUGUCUGUUUUAUGCAUCAUGGCACAUAGGCGUACUAAGAGAUCUUAGAGAGAUUAUUGCAUCGAAGAUCAAGGGAGCACAAUUUCAACAGUACCCACACUAACUGACUGUGGCAUGGCCAAGAAAGUAAGCUUAGCGUCUAAAUGGAAGCCUCCUCAGCAGAUAAAACUUCCAGAAAGAGAAAUGAAAAAGUCUAAAUUCUAUUUGCCAUCACCAGACAAAGAAGCUGACGACGUGUUUAUGACGGAAUCGCUUAACCGGACGAGCAGACCUAUAUUUGACGACCGAAUCGAAUUUGAUGUUGCGUGCGAGAAAUUUUUCAAAAAAUAUAGCAUUCCAGAUGAAGGGAAAAUAGAAUUUGCAGAGAUGUUCAUGAACAAAGAAAGAGAAGAGGAACCUAGAAAGGGAAAAUCCAAGCGACUACCAUUGCAUUCUACGUCGUCCGUCGGUAUAACAUCAUCUCCUAGGUAUAGACAUUCUAGAAUGUCGUUACCAAGUCUUUCUACCAGCAGUGCCUCUUCAUCGCACCGCUACCAAAUACCACGUCGCAAAACUUCAGCUAUUGAAACAUUUCAAUCGUAUGAGAGCAUGCAGUCAACAGACGUAACCCCAGUGGACGACGGCAGCUGUGUGUUCCAUCAUCGUUGCCGAUCGACGGUCCUUGAUCAACCUUUGAACCAAUUUCAGAUUUCAGUUGGUAGUUCAUCGACCAUCGUCAUCGCAGACAGCAAUACAAUUAUACUACACGGACAAAACGCUGAAUUGGUUAGCCAAUAUGAAAAAAUCGCAUUGAAAUUAUUUUUCAACAUGAAUGAUGAAAUUAUUACACGAAUGGUAAAUGCAAACUUCUUGGAAGAUCUCUGUGAACUGAUACUAGAGAAAGGAGCAACGCCAUUAGAGAUCGGAAAAGGCUGCGUUGAACUGUGGCUAAGUUUUGCAAGGACUGACACCAUCAACACAUUUAUGGAUGAACUUAAAAAAGGAAAAUUAAGAAAUGAACUGGCACGAUUAUUAUUACGUCAUGGAUAUAUAAAUGACGAUAAAGAAUUAACGAUUUCAAUUAAAGAUAAAAAAGUGGAUAAAGUGAGUCUGCAAGGAAUCGGAAAAGGAAUCAAGAAAGACACAGUUUUCGACAAGGAUAUGAAUGAGGGCGCACUCGAUCCGAUCAAUUUCAUGAUGUCUGCAUUUUGGUGCACAAACCUGGAGCAACUUGACACGGUUUUGUCACGUAGAUACGAAGAAAGAAUUCCCGUUGGUGGAUUUACAGAGCACUUCCAAACUUCAGACAAUACUUUCAGGUCCAAAGAUGUCAAGAGAGAUGUUCCUGCGUCGAACACAUUAUUUCCAACGCUAUUGCAUUUUGCAGCAUUUCAUGGUCUUCCUAAGCUGUGUGCAUGCCUCAUAGAUACACCAGGGUACAGCGAGGCAGUCUCCAUGACCAAUAAGGACGGACUUACUCCAGUUGAAAUGGUCCCUGUUGAUAAACCAAACAUUAAAAACGUAUUCGGUUUUAAGUAACCUUACUGCAGUUAGUCCAAUGGUGGCGCCAGGAUUUGGUAGGGGAUGUCCCCGUCGAGAGCAAAGUAGGCGUGGUCGGACGUCACUCGAAAUCUUUCGGAAGUGGCCCCGAAAUAUGACAAUUUAUAUUAUUAGGGGUUUCAAGGGAUUAUUUGAUGAGUUUAUAAUCUGCCAAUACUGUAUGUGGAAAGUAACUAAAAAAUAAUUUAGUCUCCCCAAACAAUUGUGGUUUUUCAACCUAACAACGGGGGGCGAGGGGCACGGACACCUCUGCUGAAGUGUUUUACCCUCUGGGUUUGAGUAAUCAGCGGCGACAUAAUUCUUCCGAAAAUUUUCGGUGGAUUACUAAGCGAAGCACCGCAGAGGCGCAUGUUGCUGACGUGUAGAGUAUCUACAGUACGAGCGAACUUAGUUUCCCAAAAUACUGUAUAGGCAUACUGUAAUUAUAUUCUGUUGCACAUUUUUAAAGAAAAAUACAGCAAUUCCCUUUUAGGAAAGUUGUGGCUGAUAGGGACCUGUCUCUCGCAUUGGGAUUAAGCCCCACCACUAUGUAAUCAACCUAUACAAUAAAUCAUUAUACAUGAUCAUUUACAAAAUGUGUUAAGUUGUCCAUAUAUUAUUGUUGCCUUGUUAUUGUUCAUUAUCAUGACAUUGGUAUCCAAAAUAGGAGCUAAUAUUUUUGUUUUUACAGUACAGGUGCAGUACAAUACUUCUGUUUUGUUUAUGUGCAGGUAGUUUAUUAUAUUGUACUGCCACCAACGAUUGGAUCUGGGAAAGUUAGAGAAAUGAUAAAAGCACUGUAGCAACAAUGGUUUUUUAAAUGGACACUAGGCUUACUAUUACUUUACUGAAAUUAAGUUUGUAUACAGUACUUCAAGCACUGCACAGUAUAGAGUUUUCAGAUUUAUUACUAUCUAAAUGUAACAGACAUUAAGACAACACCAAGCAAAUUUCUUCUAUAAAAUGGUCAAAUUUAUUCUUGUACAUGUAUUCCACUUCAACGUCAAAACCAACAGACAUUGAAAGUGGUGUCCAAAUUAAAUCAAAAUUGUCUUUAUAACUAUCGUCAAGAAAUUCUCAAAUUACAUACCCACAAUCAAUCUGAAAUCAUCAGCAUUUUAUAAAGAGACCAGGGACUAACUGAAACCCAUGCCAAACAUGAAAU
This is a messenger RNA of Anneissia japonica, 2893 nucleotides long. RefSeq lists its product as uncharacterized. The transcript has 10 exons. The record is from RefSeq and is a predicted model, not a curated record. NCBI's taxonomy places the organism in Eukaryota, Metazoa, Echinodermata, Crinoidea, Comatulida, Comatulidae. Bases 325 to 1728 code for a protein of 467 amino acids. Gene Ontology annotation, molecular function: transmembrane receptor protein tyrosine kinase adaptor activity; fibroblast growth factor receptor binding. Gene Ontology annotation, cellular component: cytosol.